CUCCCUGGCCCGGGCCCUGGUCCUUCGUGGGCCGCGCUCCGCCGCCAUGGGCUCGGAGAUGGAGCCGCUGCUCCUGGCCUGGAGCUAUUUUAGGCGCAGGAAGUUCCAGCUCUGCGCAGAUCUGUGCACGCAGAUGCUGGAGAAGUCCCCUUAUGACCAGGAACCAGAUCCUGAAUUGCCAGUGUCUCAGGCAGCUUGGAUUUUAAAGGCACGAGCACUAACCGAAAUGGUGUACGUAGAUGAAAUUGAUGUAGAGCAGGAAGGAAUUGCAGAAAUGAUGCUGGAUGAAAAUGCUAUUGCUCAAGUUCCACGCCCUGGCACAUCUUUGAAACUCCCUGGAACUAAUCAGACGGGAGGGCCUAGUCCAGCUAUCAGGCCAGUCACUCAAGCUGGAAGACCCAUUACAGGUUUCCUUAGACCUGGCACACAGAGUGGAAGGCCUGGCACCAUGGAGCAGGCCAUCAGAACUCCCAGAACUGCCUACACAGCUCGCCCUAUCACCAGCUCAUCUGGAAGAUUUGUCAGGCUGGGAACGGCUUCCAUGCUUACAAGUCCUGAUGGACCUUUUAUAAACUUAUCUAGACUGAAUUUAACAAAAUAUGCCCAGAAACCUAAAUUGGCAAAGGCUUUGUUUGAAUAUAUCUUUCAUCAUGAAAAUGAUGUUAAGACUGUUUAUAUCUCAUUGGAUCAACCAGUGACAGCUUUAAAUCUUUUCAAACAAGGCUUAGAUAAGUUUCCAGGAGAAGUAACCCUACUUUGUGGAAUUGCCAGGAUCUAUGAGGUAAGACUUAUAUUAUUCAAAAAGUUGGUGUGAAAUUGAGGUUAUAUGCAACUUAAGUAAGUUCAUAGGCCCUUGGGAUCCUAGCAAGGAGAACAAUUUGUAAAAUUAUGAUAACUGGCCUGUGGUUUACUAACAGAGUAAGAGAUUUUAGUGUAUGCAUUUAGUCAAACUAAGUUUUUAUUAUGAUGUAUUUCAAACAUACAGAAGAGUAAGGAGCGUGGUAUGAGAUAGGGAUUUAAAUGAGUUUCCCACUACAGAUAGCUAUUUGUC
Leptonychotes weddellii (Weddell seal) is the source of this 1051-nucleotide messenger RNA. Lineage: Eukaryota; Metazoa; Chordata; Mammalia; Carnivora; Phocidae. The record is from RefSeq and is a predicted model, not a curated record.